This is a messenger RNA of Podarcis lilfordi (Lilford's wall lizard), 5526 nucleotides long. NCBI's taxonomy places the organism in Eukaryota, Metazoa, Chordata, Lepidosauria, Squamata, Lacertidae. The record is from the annotation of a GenBank genome assembly.
UGAGCCUGGAAAAUCCCAACGUAUGCAGAACAUGGGAGCAGAGGUUGGUUAGAGAGUGAGGCAAUAGCCAGGGUCAGAGGGGGAGAAAGGAAAUGGAAAGAGAUGAAAUACAGUCGUACCUUGGUUUUCGAACACCUUAGUUCUCAAACAUUUGUCUCCCAAACACUGCAAACCCGGAAGUGAGUGUUCCGGUUUGUGAAUGUUCUUUUGGAACCCGAAUGUCCGACGCGGGUUCCAUAGCUUCCGAUUGGCUGCAGGAGCUUCCUGCAGCCAAUCGGAAGCCAUGCCUUGGGUUCCAAACGUUUUGGAAGUUGAACAGAUUUCUGGAACGGAUUCUGUUUGACUCCCAAGGUAUGACUGUAGAUGGCAGACAGACAGACAGACAGACAGACAGACAGACAGACAGGUUGUGCCAGUAUGAGAGAAGGAAGAGAAAGAAUGGGAAGGAGAAAGGACAGACAGACUGGGAGAAGAGACAAGGGAAGUGCCUGGGGCUUCUGCUGUGCCCUUUAGUCCCUUUGAUUCAUCCCCCACAACCACAACCUUCCUUCCUUCUUUCUGUUUCUACCUUUAAUGUGUAGGAGACAGAGUGCAUUUGGGCAUCUGCAAAAAACCCCCCACAACUGGUAUAAAAAGAAUUUUUGUGCAGUUCUGCGCAUGAUCACAUCCAGACUGCAGUUUUUUUGCAGCACAUAACCAAAGCAUACAUGUGCAUCAGUAAGAAUGUAAACAAAUUGAAGGAAUAGAUAGCCGCAGCAAACUGUUUUUGUUCCAGUUCUAGAACCAAUUUCAGAAAUUCUCUAAUUAAACAGGAAUUCAGGAGCAAUGGAACUACACAGCAGAGUGAACAUUCAGGAGCAAACAAAGAAGCGAAUGAAGAGAAAUGUUUAGCAAGUUGGCACUUUACCCUAUUGCCUUAAAACGAAUCAACAAAAGAUAGAACUUGAGUAAAGAAAGAAAAAAGUUUGUCGAGGGUCAAAAUUCUGAAACUUAAAAUCAUAUUCUGAUUUUUUCAUAAUGUUAAACAUUAUUCUAGCAUCUUUAUUAUUUUUUAAAAAUAAUAAUAUGAAAACCUGGAUAAUUUCAUGGGCAAGUCCCAAAGAAUUGCCUUGAUCACAAAAAUUUCAUAUGAAUUUUGAUUUAGGGCUGAAUAUUGCUAUUUGUACUGGUCUAAAUCUGAUGCAGAAAUACAAACUACAGGUAUGGCUAAAAAGCAACACUUCCUUUUAUGCAUGUCUAUUUAGCUUUCUAAAAUGGUUGCCAUGUGAAGCUGCUCAGAUGUUUGGAAUGCUGACUAAUGUCUCUUCUGAGGUAAUCAACAGUGCCUGACCAAUACCGUUUAUCUACUUUCAUUUGAUUCUUACCACCCAGGUAGCACCACCUCAUAUGUUGCUAAACACACACUCACAUGCACACACACACACAUAUGCAAAACCCCUUAGAUACAUUUUCUAAUCAAAUGAAGAGAGAUACUUGAGGUGGAGCAUGGCUAGAAACUUGUUAUCUGACUGUUGAACACAAACAUUAAUUGCGGUAUAAAAUAAGGCCCAUAGGGACUGUGAGGUACUUUCCUUGAUUUUAAAGCUUGCUUACCAAGAGCUGGAAGCUACGAUGGAGCAGAAGGGGGUCUGGAUACUUUCACUCAUUUUAAUUUUAGGACUUGGUGCAUUGGCCGAUGAUAAGAAAGCUCCACGUAAGUACCUUAAGAGCUGUUUAGAUUAUCCUUCCUUAUAGUGCAUUAAUGGAAUGAAGGCAUAUGUUGCCAAUAUUCGGAAUUGGAUGAACUUGCCCCUGCUGUUGAGAAACUUUAAGGCCAACUUCUUACCAACAUUAAGAGAAGCACAACAAAGUCCCUUAAUCAAUUAGAUAUAUUUUGUAAGAGUGCACAUCAAACUGGGUAACAGCUAUAAAAUAUGGAAGGUUUCUCCCCCUGUCCCAUAAGGAAGUAAAGGGUUACAUUCCGCUGCGUGGGCAAUAGAAAAAUUUCAAUUCAUUUCAGUGAUAUCAGCGAUGACCUUUACAAUUGAAGCUAAGCCAAGUCACUUGGAAAGUCGAACCAGCCACAUCCGAGAGCUCAAAUUGCAGGAGGGAAAGGUUGCAGACCAUUAGUGAAAUCCACAAGCCUUAGCUCCCCUAAGGGUAACAAAAUAAUGCCCACUUACAACAGUGUUCCAAAAACAGGGGUUAAGGGCAGUGGUGUUCUUAGGGGUGGCCCAGGGGGAACUAGGCCCUGAGCUGUUUUCACUGUCUUAGAUCUCCUGCGCCUUUUCUUUUCUAAAAAAAAAAAAAAAACUUUUAAAAAACUUUAUUUACAGGGCUGCUGGGAAUGCAGCAAAAGCAUAUUGCCAGUGAGACCUAAGUCAUCUAGCACCUUCAUUUUCUCAUAGAUCUAAAAUUGCAUCUCUACAUAUACAUUAGGAUAUGUACAUAAAGCAAAUGUGCAUCAUGAACCUGCAUUCAGAAUCUUUUAAAUACCUAGCAAUUUGCCUCCUUAGAGGGGUAUUGCCAAAGGUACAAGAGCUGUCCCGUACAGGUGCUGCUUAUGAUUUGGUACCUAAAGGAGAGGGAUAAAAUAUAACCCCAAAUCCCACAGGAAUUACCUGCAGGGAAAUUACCUAUCACACACAAGUUCACAAAGGUGCCCUUUUAAAAUGUGUUGGGGAGGGGGUGAUUAUUGGGUUGUUUUUGUUUUUAUUAUGUAUUUUGCUGUUUCAGAUUGUGAUUUUAUGUUGUGAACCACCCUGAGACCUGUGUGUAUAUGGCAAUAUAGAAAUAUAAUAAAUAAUAAUAAUAAAAAUAAUAACAACAUGUUCUAAUAUUACUGGAAACGUGUUGUAUGAUUUCAACAGGCUUAACCCCUGGGAUCUAAACAAAGGAUUUGCAUUUUUAUUAGAUAGGAAAUUCAUGAGCCCUCUUAGCCACUGAGCCUGAACCUGCAUGGACUGAAAAUUGGGGCGGGGGGGGGGGGGAGUCUUGUCCUCACAAAGGCCAGCUCAGCUCCAGAGACUUUCCUGCUCAAUCCAGCGCUCAGAGGGCUGGGGUUUGCAUGCAUACCUGUGCCCCUCCCCUCUUUUAGCCAUUGGGUGUUCAACUGAGGGCUACAUUUAGGCAGAUAUCUGAACAGAAGGAAGUUCCCAUUGAAAGGUCAAUGAGACCUGCCAGAGGCUACCAUGUUCUUACAAGAAAAGAGCUAACCAUGACUUCUGUUCUCAACAGCGGAAUGCCGAUGUCACGGUGAUCCCAAAGCAAGAGUUAACUGUGGACCUCCUGGAAUCACUCCCCAGCAAUGCCGGGACGCCGGGUGCUGCUUCAGUUCUGAAGUUGCAGGAGUGCCCUGGUGCUUUGCUCCAAGCCCCCCAAAAUGUAAUGUAUUUUUCUGAAGCAUACCUGGCUUUUCUGAGAUACUGAAAAUGAUACACAGGUCAGAAUUCUGCUAUCAGGCAUUCAGUUAGUCUUGUCUUAUAGGCAAACAUAGAAACUGUCCAAGGAAAUAUGAAAAACCACUGUUUCUCAGUCACUGGAACCCUGCCUGAUGUUAGACUUCAUGCCAGAACCUGAGAGAAAGUAGAUAGAUAGAUAGAUAGAUAGAUAGAUAGAUAGAUAGAUAGAUAGAUAGAUGAUAGGUAGGUAGGUAGAUAGCAAGCACACCAUUUUUGUUUAUGAUGAACCUUUAGGUAUGAAGGAUUAAUGAAAUACCUAAGCUGUGUACAGUACACCAGAUAGCCUAUUCCCACAGCUGCUUAAGGAUAAUGUGGUUAUAUAAGUACAAGCAGAUGAUGGGCUGUUCCCAACCAAGUCAUACUAAGAGAAGACCUUUUUGGAAUCAAUGGUUUUACUCUGAGUAUGAUUUAAUCAGAUACAAUCCAGUGCUAUUCAAUUUGUCCACAGGGAUUAUAUUUCUUUCCUCAGCCUUUGUUAUGCUUUGCUAGAAAUGUGAGUUGAUUAGUUGAUUAGUAUCUAAGCUCAUCCCAGUUUGUGCACGAAUUGGUUCAGGCAUGUAAGAUAAAACUAAUGACAGCCCACAUAGAGGAAAUAAUCACAAAAUACAGGUAGGUAGCCAUGUUGGUCUGACGCAGUUGAAAUAUAUAAAAAAAUAAAAUAAAUUGUCUAGUAGCACCUUAGAGACCAACUAAGUUUGUUCUUGGUAUAAGCUUUCGUGUACAUGCACAUGAAAGCUUAUACCAAGAACAAACUUAGUUGGUCUCUAAGGUGCUACUGGACAUUAUAUAUAUAUAUAAAAUCACAAAAUAGUUCAUGUAUCUUGAGCUCAAAUAAAACAGAAAAGCAAGGGCAAAAGCAGCACCAGCUAGACAAAGACUACGAGCAACACUAUGACUUUGAUCCACUAAUCUUAAGGAACUAUUCAAAACAGAUAAAAAGGUAUGUCCUUCAGAGGUGAAAGUCAGGAAGAAUUGUGGAUACCCAGGAAUCUCUGCUGCUGCAUGUGAAGAGAGAGGAUGCUGUUUUGAGUCCCGUCCUCCCGCAGUUCCAUGGUGUUUCUUCCAUGUUGAGGUAGCAGAAGGUAAAGUAACAAACAUAUUUUCCCCCUUUGCACAAAUGGAACAAAAUUUUGCACUGAGGCACAUGCUACUCCUUGUACUUUGUUGCACAUUAUAUCUUCAAGAGACUAUACUACCAGUCAAUAGUAAAUGCCUUUCAGCGUGAGCAUGCAAGCAAUCUGUAGCACAGGUCAAGUGCAAAUGGAAAGAAAUCUGAUGUGAAAAGCUUUAGAAUAACUGCAUAAACCCUUCCCCAAAUUUGGUUACUAUCCCUCAUGCAAGUCCAUUAGUAUGAGCAGGGAGGGCAGUAAUUCUAGUCCUGGGGUGAGGAUAGGGACAGUCUUGUUGGUCCCACCCAUUGUUGCUUACGGAUGGCUUAUCCCUGCAGCCUUCCAUGCAUUUGGGCUGGAUGUCUUCAGCAGGGAGCCUUUGUACUUGUACAGCAAUUUUAAAUGAUCUAGAACCCUGAUCCUCUAAGAUUCUACACCACACAGGAAGCCCACACAAGUCAAGCAGGCUGUCUGCUGCAAAGGGUCAGCCCAAACACAUGGAGGGGUGCAGCAAUAGAUCAGCAGGAAUGUGACAGGUGUGGUCAGGCAGAGUGCCCCUGCUUCCUCUCUUGCAUGAGGGGAGCAAAUGAUUAGGCCCAUGGUCUGUAUAAGCAUGCGUAACUGAGUACAACAUAUUUUGGGGGGGGGGGCAGAAUAUUAAAGACAGCUACCACGGAACAUUACCCCUGCUGUCACUUGAUUUGAUGGAGGUGGACAAGGGAGAGCUAAACUACCCCAGUUCUUAUACUUUUUGUUUUUAUUGCCUUUUCAGAAUGUUAAAACAAAGCUUCAGAAAUGGACAUUUGCACAAGGAGCAUCUCUGCCAAUGGAACAAUUCAAAAAGGAAAACAUGUCAUCAUGAACAUUGUGCUCUUGUAAUUCUGACUUCCACGACACUUUGCUUUGCCUUUGCAUUCCCACAAUAACACAAUUAAUCACAUAUUUUGUCUCCCACUGCUCACAAUAUUAGUGCUUGG